AACCAAAAGCUACUCUUACUAUACUCCAACUAGCUAGCUAGCGAGGGACGACGACACUAGUCAUGGCAAUGGAGUACGCCUCAAGCACGAGCAGGCUCUGCUGCUGGCUCGCCGCCCUCGUCCUGCUCUCUUGCUGCCCCAGCCCAACGGCGGCGGCACCCGGCGGCCGGAAGCUGCUCGAGAUCAGCCUGGCGCAGCAGUUCGUGGUGCCGCAGACCCACCUGCGCGCCAUCCAUGGCCUGCGCCCGCUCAAGUGGAGCAGCGACCUGGCGGACCAGGCGGCGCGGUGGGCCGGCGGGUUCACGCGCGACUGCGCGGCCCCGUCGACGUCCGGCGUCAACGUGUUCCGCGGCGUAGGGGAUGUCGGGAGGACCUGGCAGCCGAGCGACGCCGUGGCGGCGUGGGCGGAGCAGGCGAGCCACUUCGACUUCGGCGCCGGCGCGUGCGCCAUCGGGAACAUAUGUGCGCAGUUCGAGCAGCUGAUGUGGCGCAUGAGCACGCAGGUCGGCUGCGCCACCGUGCAGUGCGCCUCCGGGGAGACGCUCAUGACAUGCCACUACUGGCCUCGGGGCAACAUCAUGGGCCAGAGGCCAUUCUGAUCUCUGAUCUCUACUACUAGCUGAUCCAUGCAUUGAAGCCGGCCGUGGUGUGCCCGCCUAAUACACCUGCCGUUGUGAUCUGAUCGCCUUGUGACAUCGUCGUGUGUUUUGCAUUUUCUUAAUAGUGUUAUUUCGUUACUACUUUGGGAGUUUAUUUAGAUGAUGUUAUGACGAGGCUCAUGCUUGCUUUCGUGAAAGGCAUGAGAAUGAAAUCUGUCAUACUCACCCAAUUUCAUGAGCUUUUUAAGUUGUUCGCUUUUA
Messenger RNA from Lolium perenne, 860 nucleotides. RefSeq names its product pathogenesis-related protein PRB1-3. Gene Ontology annotation, cellular component: extracellular region. Lineage: Eukaryota; Viridiplantae; Streptophyta; Magnoliopsida; Poales; Poaceae. The record is from RefSeq and is a predicted model, not a curated record.